CGAACUCGCUGAGACGGACAAAGCUCCUGCAGGCUACAGACGACGAGAGAGCAAUAGCGGGGAUAGAGAACAUCUAUACACAGAGGGUUCAAGUUGAUGAGCAGGCACACGGCGGGGAUUGUGUUGGCCAAGAAGGCGACGAGGAAGUAGAGGAUACCAUCACCCAUCAACAACUUCCACAGCUGAGAGCGUCCAGGGGUCAUGAGCAGACCAAUCAAGGUCAAGAUCAAGACGAUGAGAUCCAGAUACACGAGGUUGAGGAAGAGACCCUCAACGGCUUGGACAUCGCAGGCCUUGGUGGCGGGGUUGUACUUGGCCUUGACGGUGGUGACACCAUGGAGGAGGAUACCCCACUGGCCUGCGCUGAUCAAAGCCAAGGGAAUGAUGAUGUAGAGCUUCUUGUUCCAGACGGCAACGGUCCUAUUUUCCACCAAACACGUCAGGAUCAAAAUAAAGCGAGAAUAGGCAAGGAACGGGAGGAGGGGGGGAGGGGGAAAACUGAAUUGGCAGUACUGACAGACUGGAGGCGGCACCGAUAG
This is a messenger RNA of Acaulospora colombiana, 539 nucleotides long. The record is from the annotation of a GenBank genome assembly. Lineage: Eukaryota; Fungi; Glomeromycota; Glomeromycetes; Diversisporales; Acaulosporaceae.